AUGCCCACCCUUUCAGUGUUCAUGGAUGUACCCCUAGCCCAGAAGCUAGAAGGCAGCUUGUUAGAGACCUACAAACAAGACAAUUGCCCUAAGAAGAUAUUCCUGGCCUAUAGAGUCUGCAUGACCAAUGAAGGCCAACCCUGGGUUUCCUCCGUGGUGCGUAAGAUCCGCCUGCAGAUCGCGCAGGAUCCCUCCCUGAACUAUGAGUACAUGCCGGUGAUGGGCAUGAAAUCAUUCAUCCAGGCCUCCUUGGAACUCCUCUUUGGAAAGCACAGCCGAGUCAUUGUGGAGAACAGGGUAGGGGGUGUGCACACUGUUGGUGACAAUGGUGCCUUUCAAAUUGGGGCCCAGUUCCUCAAAACUUGGCAUGGGAAUUCUCAAAUAGUUUACAUCAUUUCUUCUCAAAAAGAACUGUAUGGACUCGUCUUCCAGGACAUGGGCUUUACAGUUUAUGAAUACUCCUUCUGGGACUCCAAGCAGCUGUGCAUGAACCCUGACGUGCUCCUCGAUGUGGUGGAGCAGGCCCCACGUGACUGUAUCUUUGUGAUCGGGAACAUUGGCAACUGCAAGAUGACACAACAUCAGUGGGCAAAGUUGAUGGCCACUAUGAAGAGCAAGCAGAUAUUCCCAUUUUUUGAUAUUCCCCAUCAAGGUUUAUCCACUGGUGACCUGGAAGAAGACACUAAAUUUUUACAAUACUUUGUGUCUGGAGGCCUUGAGUUCUUCUGCAGCCAGUCACUGUCCAAGAAUUUUGGCAUUUAUGAUGAAGGAGUGGGGGUCCUAGCUGUGGUGGCAUUCAACAACCAGCUCCUGCUGGGCGCCCUCUCCCAGCUGAUGAACUUCGCCCUGGCCCUGUGGCUAAACCCUCCUACCAUGGGUGCUCGCAUUAUCACCUCCAUCCUCUGUAACCCUGCUCUACAUGAAGCAUGGAAGCAGAAUCUGAAAGGGGUUGUAGAGAACAUCAUGCUGAUCAAGGAAAAGGUUAAGGAGAAGAUCCGGCUCCUGGGAACCCCCGGCUCUUGGAAUCACAUCACUGACCAGAAUGGGACCCAUGGCUAUCUUGGACUUGACUCCCGACAGGUGGAAUACUUGGUCAAGAAGAAGCAUAUCUACAUCCCCAAGAAUGGUCGGAUUAACUUUACCUGUAUCACUGCCUGCAACAUAGAUUACAUCACUGAGAGCAUCAAUGAGGCUGUCCUCUUUACGAAGGGCUCAUAG
Hipposideros armiger (great roundleaf bat) is the source of this 1218-nucleotide messenger RNA. It is a transcript of the gene GOT1L1, whose product is annotated as glutamic-oxaloacetic transaminase 1 like 1. Gene Ontology annotation, cellular component: cytosol. Bases 1 to 1218 code for a protein of 405 amino acids. Gene Ontology annotation, molecular function: pyridoxal phosphate binding; L-aspartate:2-oxoglutarate transaminase activity. Lineage: Eukaryota; Metazoa; Chordata; Mammalia; Chiroptera; Hipposideridae. Gene Ontology annotation, biological process: L-aspartate biosynthetic process. The transcript has 9 exons. The record is from RefSeq and is a predicted model, not a curated record.